CAGAUGGCCAAUCAAGGCAGAGGGGUGGGCAGCUUGGCUCUCUCCUCCUGUGGCUUUUUUCUGUGUCAGUUUCAGGAGUCCUGAGCCUGAGCUAAACAAAAGCAGGAGACAGAGGGGGCUGCUGGAGUUUGCAGAGACAGAGAGGAAAGGGAGGAUAUUUUGCUUGCUUUGCUGCUGCUGGGGUGGGGGCAGAGCUCUGGCUUUUGCAAGAAGAAGGGGAGAGGAAAAAAGAAAGAAAGCAAAGCAGCCCACCCCCUUUGAGAUCGCUCUGGCAGUGGCUGGAGGGGGGUGGGGGAAAGUUUGCCUUGCAACCUUCCUUCGCCCCUGCCUUCCCCAGAUCAAUGCCUAUUUGCAAGAGGAUUAAGAGGCAGAUUUAAAGGCUGAUAGCUCAUUUCUGCGAUUGCAAAAGGAGCCCGGGACUAAGAAAGCAGCCAGAAUCCAGCUCUGACCCCCCCCCCAAGUGGCAAGGAGGUUUAUUUUUCUUGCUUUUUGGAGUCGUCCUCUUCCCCCUCCCCCCCCACCCAGCCCCCGAGUCCCUUUUCCUCCCUCCCAGAAGCAACGGGAUCCCCCUCCCCCUUUUCUCGUUUUGCCUUUUUUUUAAAAUUUCCUCCUCCCGAGAAGAAGGAUUUGGAGCCAGCGUGAAGGAUAAAAAGCCUGGUUGCUCCCUAGGAGGCGCGCCGAAGGAGCAGGAGGGAGAAGGAAGGAAGGAAGGAGAAAAGGGACUGCUGCUGCUGCUAGCUUGGGCGAUGGACGAUCAACCCAGGUUGAUGCAUUCCCAUGCUGGGGUGGGGAUGGCAGGACAUCCCGGCCUGUCCCAACACAUGCAGGAUGGAGCAGGAGGGACAGAGGGCGAGGGAGGCAGGAAACAAGACAUUGGAGACAUUUUACAGCAGAUCAUGACCAUCACAGAUCAGAGUUUGGAUGAGGCACAAGCCAGGAAACAUGCUUUAAACUGCCACAGAAUGAAGCCGGCCCUUUUUAACGUCUUGUGUGAAAUCAAAGAAAAAACAGUUCUAAGUAUCCGGGGAGCCCAGGAAGAGGAGCCCACAGACCCGCAGCUGAUGCGACUGGACAACAUGCUGUUGGCAGAGGGCGUGGCAGGGCCUGAGAAAGGAGGAGGCUCAGCAGCGGCUGCGGCCGCAGCAGCAGCAUCCGGAGGGGCUGGCUCAGACAAUUCCGUGGAGCAUUCUGACUACAGAGCUAAACUCUCACAGAUCCGACAGAUUUACCACACGGAGCUGGAGAAAUAUGAACAGUUUUUCUUGCCGUCCCAGGCGUGCAACGAAUUCACCACCCACGUGAUGAACCUCCUGCGCGAGCAGAGCCGGACCCGGCCCAUCUCACCAAAGGAGAUCGAGCGAAUGGUCAGCAUCAUCCACCGCAAAUUCAGCUCCAUCCAGAUGCAGCUCAAGCAGAGCACAUGCGAAGCCGUCAUGAUCCUGCGCUCCCGAUUUCUAGAUGCGCGGCGGAAGAGACGAAACUUCAACAAACAGGCUACGGAAAUCCUGAAUGAGUAUUUCUAUUCCCAUCUCAGCAACCCUUACCCUAGUGAGGAAGCCAAAGAAGAGCUAGCCAAGAAGUGCGGCAUCACAGUCUCACAGGUAUCAAACUGGUUUGGAAAUAAGCGAAUCCGGUACAAGAAGAACAUAGGUAAAUUUCAAGAGGAAGCCAAUAUUUAUGCUGCCAAAACGGCUGUCACUGCUACAAAUGUGUCAGCCCAUGGAAGCCAAGCUAACUCACCCUCAACUCCCAAUUCAGCUGGUUCUUCCAGUUCUUUUAACAUGUCAAACUCUGGAGAUUUGUUCAUGAGCGUGCAGUCACUCAAUGGGGAUUCUUACCAAGGGGCCCAGGUUGGAGCCAACGUGCAGUCACAGGUGGAUACCCUUCGCCAUGUUAUCAGCCAGACAGGAGGAUACAAUGACGGGCUCGCAGCAAGUCAGAUGUAUAGUCCGCAGGGCAUCAGUGCUAAUGGAGGUUGGCAAGAUGCUACUACCCCCUCAUCAGUGACCUCCCCCACAGAAGGCCCUGGCAGCGUCCACUCUGAUACCUCCAACUGAUCUCCCAGCAAAUCGCAUCCCUGGCUGACCCCAGCCCCAUUCAGGGCUGGGGGUGGGAGGGGAGGGUGCUCUCCUGACACUGAAGCAGUCAGACUGGAGGUGGAACCAAUCGGCUAAACACAACAAGAGUCGCCUUCUCUUCUCUUCGUUGGGAUGCUUUUUUCAGCCAAUCUGGACACUUCUUUAUACUCUUUUCCCCUUUCUUUUCUGGGCAGAAGCCACCUCUCCUCUCGCCACCACUCCCUCCCCAACCUUCUCCCUGAAGGAUAUUUUCAACAGUUAGAAGAAUUUAAAAAGGGGGAACAAAAACAACAACAACAGCAGCAUCUGUCCAUUUCCAUGCUGGUGUUUUGAGGAGCCAAAAUUUACCUCACUCCUUUGCUAACAGGCAACCCACUUCCUUCAGCUUCUCUUGCGCUCACACUACCUCUUAGCAGGAAUACUUCACAUCCGCUCUCUCUUCUGCUGCUGCUUCACCACUCUUCUGGUUCUGGGGACAGAGCUAACAGGACGCUUCCCUGUUCUGAAGCGAUCCCAAAACCUCAGCGAGUCACCCCCGGGGCAUUUCCAGUGACAGGGCGGAUAAAUGCAUUCCCAGUGCUGCCAGGCAUGUAGGAAAAGGGAGCAAAACUCCUCUGCUGAGGCUCUCCUUGCUUUCAAAAGGUACCAGGACACUAUGCUUGCAAACAGGUGUAAACAGCAAACGCUACCCGUUCCCUCUGCCACCGUGCUUUGCCUCAGACCCCAAACACCAGCCGUUCAGCUCUGCAGCAAACACACAUGGCAUUUGCCAGUGUACAAAGGAACCAAAAAUAGCCAAUAUUCUUUGCAUCAUGGUACUUCUAGGAAGGAAACAGCAGAGAGCAGUGAGUGAGAAACUGUGGGCAUCUGUAAUGCUAACACUUAGCACUCAGAUAGUUUUACCCAAUCAAAGCGCUGCAGAAACACCUAUGAGCGAUUGAUGGGGAUGAGGCCGAUUUGCACGACACUUAUGUCUGUAGUGUCUUUUCUUGUUGGCACCGAGAGCGUUGCACUGAAAAGCAAGCCAGGCCUGGCCUGUGUUGUGUUCUGAGGGGGUGUGCAUGCCUACCUGCUGGGGGGCUGGAUGGGCCCUGGGGUGCCCCUUCUGCAGUUACAGUGAGAAACAGGCUCAUGUACCCAUUGGUACAAUUUAGCCCUUAAAAGAUGUUCAGAUAGCAUCCUGUGAAUUAGCAGGCAUGAAUGUUCCUUAUAGCCAACAGAUGAGCAGUGAAGACUGAAGGGUGAGGGGAGAGAUGGAUGCACACAGCCAAUACGUAAGUUGAAUGGACUGGAUACUUUCAGUAGCUAUUAAUAAACCAGGUCUGUUUUUGUCAGGGGGGGAAAUGCCCCAUAAACUAAAUAAUUUUCUAGUUUGGGGAUUUCUUUCAAAUUAAAGUGCCGGUUUCAGUCCCGCACCUUUUUGUGAAUCUAAGAUGUGACAUGAUAAGUACUAAAAUAAAUCAUGUAACAUCCACCCAGCCAAUCGGCACCCAGGAUCUUUCAGCAUUUUGUAUCAGGAGGGUUUGCGCCCUGUGUUGGUUCUCCUGCAGUGCAGUCAGCUGUAGGGAGGAGGGGCUCCUGAUUGGCCAAGAAGGAGCCGGGGUUUAUUCCUGGUGGAACGUUCCAUUGCACACUAACAAAACAAAAUGAGAUAAGGAGGGAAGGGUGCAGCCAAGAGUAACUUCUGCAACAGAGUUAAAAUAGAUUGAUCUUUGUCUUCAGCUGGAGGCCUCUCUGGUGUGAGGGUGGCAUGUCAAAUGGAUGAACAUAAAGCAGGGCAGCUCCGGCAGCAAGCCCUCCUGGGCAGGAGGGCAGCCGGCAUUUAAAGUGCUGCUUGUGCAAUGGGGGGGAAUUGUUGCCUUUAGUGGGCGGGAUGAUAUGAAAAUAUGCCCCAUCUUCUCUUUUACGAACUACAGCCCUGAGCCUGAAAACACAUACGUGCAGUAGUCCCAUUGAUCAAAAUGGGUCUGCUCAGAAGCAUCAAGAUAGGCAUGUGUGAGAGUGUCUCAAAAAUCUAAGUCUUAAGAAGAUCACUGUGUGUGGGUUAACUAUGCAUAAAUUGCUAAAUGUGCUAAAUUGCAGAGCCAUGUGAUCAUCCGUAUCUAUCCAUGCACCUCUGAGCAUAUCACCUGCACUCUGGCCACUGACCUCCACUGGCUUUUUCUUUCUACCAAUUCUGGUAUUAGUGUAGUGUAAUUAUUGAGCUGCUUCAAGUAGCCACCAUUUGAAAUCAAAGCUCUGCCAGAAAAAUAGCCAUCCCUCCACUGAAAAAAAUGUAGAUUGAUUUGAGGCCAGACAUGGGCAAUAAACAGUCCCACAAAAGUUUAUGGCCUUGAGAUACUGAGCCCCUGCAAAAGCUAGAAUUGGGAGCAUGAUUCUGUUGAAAUGGGAAGGUCCCAACUUAUCAACAGGUCCCAACUUAUAUACAACACUUGCUAAUAACCCUGGGAGGCGCCAAGGUAUUGGUUUUGACAUUUGUGCCUAUUUUUUAAACAGAUGAGCUAAUUUGGCUGGAUUGUGUAGGUUUCUAAAAUGUAGAUACUUAGAUCUCCCUCCCGCCCCCGAGUCUUGUACAGUUGGAUUUAAAGCUUUUUAGAAACUUGGACAAAAAAUGACCAACAAAUUCUCUCUCUUUCUGUCUACAAUUUUCCAGUCAGUUGUGGUGCUGAGACAGCCAUGUUUAGAGGUGGAGGGAUACAAAAAAUAGUCCCAAUUAAGGUCCAACAUGUGAGCUCCCCCACACACACACUUUUACCCACAAUGGUAAGCAGUUACUCCCACAAGUAGUCCCUGCAUUGUAGUUCAUUGUUAUUCAUGGUUGUAAUUACUCACCAGUGGGAGUAAAUUGCCCUAUUCAGUCCUAAGCAUUUAAAAAUUGUCUAGGCCAUCCUACCUGGCAUGUAUAGGACACAUGAUGGGGCAGCGUGCUAUCCUUGGACUGACUGGGACAGCGCAUGACGCUGCCAGUCGGGCGGCGUCCCAUC
Messenger RNA from Mauremys reevesii (Reeves's turtle), 5062 nucleotides. It is a transcript of the gene PBX1, whose product is annotated as PBX homeobox 1. NCBI's taxonomy places the organism in Eukaryota, Metazoa, Chordata, Testudines, Geoemydidae. Gene Ontology annotation, biological process: animal organ morphogenesis; neuron development; regulation of transcription by RNA polymerase II. The transcript is spliced from 9 exons. The record is from RefSeq and is a predicted model, not a curated record. The coding region runs from base 747 to 2057 and encodes 436 amino acids. Gene Ontology annotation, cellular component: nucleus. Gene Ontology annotation, molecular function: RNA polymerase II cis-regulatory region sequence-specific DNA binding; DNA-binding transcription factor activity, RNA polymerase II-specific.